CAGCUUCCUGCAAACACAAACAAUCAGCAUAGCAAUAAUAAUGCCAAUAUAUAAAUGAAUGGUUCAAAACCAAAAAAAAAAAAAAAAUCAGAGUAGACACUUUAUUCAAGUGUUGCGGAAAUGGUACACUAAAUCAUUUGUUUUGAAUUCACUUUUUAUAGCCGUACAAUCACACUGAAGACAACAUUAACACACUUUGAAAUUCUUCCCCUGACACAAACAUUACAAAACUAAAACGAGUAUCUCUAAAAACAACGGAACUAUUCUCAUGAUUUUGAUCUUCACAUUUAAGUUGCAAUGGUAUUUACUGAAAGAAACAGCUGCAAAAUUCAGGGAGAAAAAAUUACUAAAAAUGAAAUAUGUGGGUUGGUAAAAUUGCUUACCGCACACUGUGGCAAGGAUGUUUUUGCCAGCACAUUUAGAGCUAAAUACAUCUCAUACUACAAAAUAGAUUAUUUACUGCCAGGACCAUGUAUAACAGCUAUUUUGUCUAACUUCUGGUAAAUCAUUUUAAAAACUGAUCCAGUGAGAAUCAAGUGCCACAAUUUUAAAAAAUUAGCACAGAACAUAUUUUCUGAUUUAAAUAGCAGAGCCAGGAGUUCAAAUUUUACUGUUUCACUUCAACUUAACUCCUUCCUGGAAGGGUAUACAUCACACUUUAGGUGUGACAAGCUAGAUGGGAUCAGCUACCACUUCAGCGCAGAUCAGUAUCACAAAAUGUGCACCUUUCAAACAGAAGGUCGUACUGCACUUAUGUCAUAUGAUGCUAGCCUGGGGCCAGAGCUAUAUACUGGCAAAGGAAAAGGGAAGAAAUCAGCCUAAUUACUGACUGACAAUCCUUUAUAGUUUCCAAUUUCAGAAUCAGCACUAUUAUUAUCCAACUAUACAGCUUUUGUAAUGAAAACAAAAACCUUUCUGCCUUUACAGUAAGUAAAAUGGAAAUCUUCUCAAAUAUAAUUUACCAGGGCAGCAAGACGAACAGAUGUACAUGAAGUGAUAUGCAAAAAUGAUUCAUGAGAAAAACAGUUCCACGCUGAUUCCUAAACCCUUCAAUGUAAAGCUACUGACAGAUGGCAGCGACAUUAGCAUGAAGAAAAGUGAUCAGAGUGGUUUGCCAGGAUGGGAGAUCGCCGUUCUGGUUAUUUGUGUAGCACUGGGCGUAGGUUGCAUUAUAUUCGUAUGCAUCACAUGCAUAAGAAAACUUUGGAAGGAACGAAAGAAAACAGCCAAGUAUCAAAAAAUGGCGAACAAGUUCUCUGUGAAUUACAAAACAAAAACCCACAGACCAAUUACUCAUUUGUUAAAGAGACAAAAUCACGUCGACUAUGGUUAUCAAAAAAUGCCACCAAACUGUGACCCAGGACUGGGACCGCACUGUCACAGGGACGGUCUUGUGUGUCAUGGAGAAACAGAUCUAAGAGAUUACCAAUAUUCGCCUCUGAUACUUAGACCAAAGGCCUCGAGUCAUAACGGCUCUGAUGAUGGGCGAUCUGAUAGAAGUUCUAUUUCACACACUCCCACAAAGGAAAAAUAUCACCGAAAGGCAUAUUUUACGUGGUCUCGACAAUCCUCUUGCAGCGAUCCCAGCAACCUUUUAUUGAGCAAUGGCAAAGAUCAUACAAGCAGCAGCCAAUCGCGCUCUGCUAGUCCAAUCCCAAGAAGUCGAAGCCGAACUCCAACACCACCUUCACAAGCAGAAGACGAUCUCAAAACCAAAUCUUGCAGGUCGAUGUCGCACCCUUCAAAUGAAUCUAUCGAGACAAGUAACUUGCUUACAGAACCUAAAAUGUCAGCACGGUCGUUCUCUAUGGUAGAGGUGCGCCAAUUACAGGAGAAACCCCCUCCUGGUUUGUCCAAUAAGUGGACAGUUCAUACAAUGUCAUAUGAUUCAGAACCUAAAAGCUGCACCGAGACAACAGAGGCACUGCAGACGACGCUUACCUUUUCUAUUGCGUAUCACUCAUCGGCGAAGUCCUUAGAGCUUGUUGUAAAUGAAAUGAUAGGCAUUCCUUCAAAAUUUGGAUUUGAUUGUUCUUCUUUUGUACAAAUUAAUCUAUUACCAAAGACAAAACAAAAAUUCUAUACAGAAUCGCAAAAAGGUACAAGAAACCCUCCUUUCAACGAAACAUUCCAUUUUGCCGAUAUCACUUCGGAUGAUCUAGAACGUUGCUCUCUCAGGUUAAGAGUGUACAUCAAAGAGCCAGGGAGAAGUCGGGAAACGUUUUUAGGAGAAGUCUUCUUCCUGUUGUCUCAAUUUACUUGGACAGAAAAUCUGCAGAGUUUUACACAGAAACUUAACAAAGGUCGCAGGAAAAAGGUGUCCACGGCAUCCCGUUAUAUGAAGAGAGAACUUGGCGAGUUAUUCAUAUUACUGCAGUAUCAAGCACAGGCUAAUAGACUUAAAGUGUUCGUGAGACGAGCGCAAAAUUUGCCUGGAGCCGACAGAAGAUCUCUUUUGUCACCAGAGUAUUAUGUAUCCGUAAAGUUGUCAUAUCACAGUAAGGUAAUCGAGAUAAAAGGGACCCACAGCCGGCAUGGUCAAAACCCAGUCUGGAACGAGCCCUUUCUUUUUAACGUAGCUGAAGGCCUACAACCAGAAAAUCUGACACUCGAUUUUUCUGUUAUGAGAGUCCACACCUACAGUAAGAAUGCAGUUGUGGGGCAUGUGCGAGUUGGAAUGAAUGCAUCCAAAGCAGGGAUUGCGCACUGGCAGGAGGCACUUAUGCCAAAAGGUCUGGAUACAGCCAAAUGGCAUAAGAUAGUGCCGGUUAUUGUCUACGGCACUUUAUAACAUGACUUUAUUUUUAAA
Lingula anatina is the source of this 2809-nucleotide messenger RNA. RefSeq lists its product as uncharacterized. Gene Ontology annotation, cellular component: exocytic vesicle; plasma membrane; axon. Gene Ontology annotation, molecular function: phosphatidylserine binding; calcium ion binding; SNARE binding. Gene Ontology annotation, biological process: vesicle fusion; calcium ion-regulated exocytosis of neurotransmitter. The record is from RefSeq and is a predicted model, not a curated record. Lineage: Eukaryota; Metazoa; Brachiopoda; Lingulata; Lingulida; Lingulidae.